Messenger RNA from Macrobrachium nipponense, 1434 nucleotides. Its product is annotated as cingulin-like. The record is from RefSeq and is a predicted model, not a curated record. Lineage: Eukaryota; Metazoa; Arthropoda; Malacostraca; Decapoda; Palaemonidae. The transcript has a single exon. Bases 1 to 1434 code for a protein of 477 amino acids.
AUGACUGGAACAAGGACUUCAGACAAAAGGAGAAGCGCCGACAAGAUCAAGGUCGUGGAAAUGUCCCCUCCGACAGCCGUAAUCGGAGAAGGACUUGAAGUUCCAGACGAGGUCUUUAUUCACCUGAAAAAUGAUCUAGAUGAAGCUUUCGGAAGGAACCGAGAACUGCUGGACAAAAACAUCAAAUUGGUGGAGAUGGAAGGAGCUCUCAGGCGACGCGUUGAUGAACUACAGAAAUUGUUGAUUCAACAAGAAGUCGACCACCACCAUCAGCUCGCCGUCCUGAGAGAAGAGGCCAACGCCAAUGCCAGGGCUGUUGAAGACCAGGCGUCGAAAAUGGAAUAUUUGUGGAGGAAGAGUGAAAAUACUAAUAGAGCGUUGCGUUGGAAGGAGAUCGAAAUAAACCAUCUGAAACAAGAAAUCUCUCGGAAAACCGAGAAACUGGCCAGUGACGAGAAGCAAAUGUUAGCCAUGCAGGAAAAAGUGAGUGGCAUGGAAGAUGAAAACUCAAGGCUACAGUCUCAAAUAGAGACUUUGAAAUCCCGAGUUUCUGAACAAGAUGAAGCCAAUUCCAGGGUUGUUGAAGACCAGGCGUCGAAAAUCGAAGAUCUGAGGAGGAAGAACGAAAAUGCGAAUAGUGCGUUGCGUUGGAAGGAGAUUGAAAUAAACCAUCUGAAAAAUAGCAUCACUCAGAAAACCGCAAAACUGGCCAGCGGUGAGAAGGAAAUUUUAGCCAUGCAGGAAAAAGUGAGUGGCAUGGAAGAUGAAAACUCAAGGCUACAGUCUCAAAUAGAGACUUUGAAAUCCAGAGUUUCUGAACAAGAUGAAGCCAAUGCCAGGGUUGUUGAAGACCAGGCGUCGAAAAUUGAAGAUCUGAGGAGGAAGAACGAAAAUGCGAAUAGUGCGUUGCGUUGGAAGGAGAUUGAAAUAAACCAUCUGAAAAAUGGCAUCACUCAGAAAACCGCAAAACUGGCCAGCGAUGAGAAGGAAAUUUUAGCCAUGCAGGAAAAAGUGAGUGGCAUGGAAAAUGAAAACUCAAGGCUACAGUCUCAAAUAGAGACUUUGAAAUCCAGAGUUUCUGAACAAGAUGAAGCUAAUGCCAGGGCUGCUGAAGACCAGGCGUCGAAAAUUGAAGAUCUGAGGAGGAAGAAUGAAAAUGCGAAUAGUGCUUUGCGUUGGAAGGAGAUUGAAAUAAACCAUCUAAAAAAUGACAUCGCUCAGAAAACCGCAAAACUGGCCAGCGAUGAAAAGGAAAUAUUAGCCAUGCAGGAAAAAGUGAGUGGCGUGAAAGAUGAAAACUCAAGGCUACAGUCUCAAAUAGAGACUUUGAAAUCCCGCAUUUUUGAACAAGAAAAAGAUUGUAAUGAAAACGCUGAGACGAAGCAGGAAACGAAAGAAGGACUCAAAACAAGAGAAGAGAGAAGAAUACGAUGA